This is a messenger RNA of Paramormyrops kingsleyae, 1551 nucleotides long. It is a transcript of the gene gcat, whose product is annotated as glycine C-acetyltransferase. Gene Ontology annotation, biological process: L-threonine catabolic process; biosynthetic process. The record is from RefSeq and is a predicted model, not a curated record. NCBI's taxonomy places the organism in Eukaryota, Metazoa, Chordata, Actinopteri, Osteoglossiformes, Mormyridae. Gene Ontology annotation, molecular function: glycine C-acetyltransferase activity; pyridoxal phosphate binding. Gene Ontology annotation, cellular component: mitochondrion.
UUGGCGCACUGGUCACAUCGUCGCUAUUUGGUAACGCCUCCGCAGCGAACAGAGUUUGACUGUCUGUCGCCAUGCUGUUCCGAACGACCGUUUUUAAAGUAAACUACCAGGUAAGGGGUAUUUUAAGCCCCUUGCUAAACUCAAAUAGGAAAUACGCCGCUCUUGCCGAAGCAAAGUUGGUGUUGGAAAGCGAACUUGAGUCGAUCCGAGUUGCAGGGACGUGGAAAGGCGAGAGAGUGAUCACAUCCAAACAAGGACCGCGUAUCAAUGUGGAUGGGAGUCGUGGCGACAUACUGAACUUCUGUGCGAACAACUACUUGGGUCUCUCCAGUCACCCCGAGGUGAUCGAUGCUGGAGUUGAAGCCUUGAAGAAGUAUGGUGCCGGGCUCAGCUCCGUGAGGUUUAUCUGUGGUACGCAGGACCUUCACAAGCAGCUGGAGCAGAAAAUCGCCCAGUUCCAUGAGCGGGAGGAUGCCAUCCUGUAUGCCAGCUGUUUCGACGCCAACGCGGGCCUCUUUGAGGUCCUCCUGGGGCCCGACGAUGCGGUUUUGUCCGACGAGCUGAACCACGCCUCCAUCAUCGACGGGAUCCGGCUGUGCCGAGCUCGGAGGUUCCGCUAUCGGCACAUGGAUCUCAAUGACCUGGAGGAGAAGCUGAAGGAGUCGCAGUCCUCCAGGUUGCGGCUCGUCGUGACCGAUGGCGUCUUUUCGAUGGACGGCGACAUUGCGCCCCUGGUUGGGAUCUGUGACCUCGCCGAGCGAUACGGAGCGAUGGUUUUUAUCGACGAGUGCCAUGCCACUGGCUUUAUGGGUCCUAGAGGCCGGGGCACAGAUGAGCUGCUGGGAGUGAUGGACAGGGUGCACAUCGUCAACUCCACCCUGGGCAAGGCCCUGGGGGGUGCAGCUGGGGGUUACACGGUGGGUCCCAAAACCUUGAUCGACCUCCUGCGGCAGCGUUCGCGCCCGUACCUCUUCUCCAACUCCCUCCCCCCUCCGGUGGUGGGCUGCUCUGCCCGUGCCAUUGAGCUUCUGCUCCAGUCCAAUGAGAUUGCACAGAGUAUGGCGGCCAAGACCAAGAGGUUCAGAGAAUCGAUGACUAAGGCUGGCUUCACUAUCUCAGGCGCAAACCAUCCCAUCUGCCCAGUGAUGCUGGGGGAUGCACGGCUAGCCACUGUGAUGGCUGAGGACAUGCUGAAACUGGGAGUGUACGUGAUCGGGUUCUCUUACCCGGUGGUACCCAAGGGCAAGGCCCGCAUCCGGGUACAGAUCUCGGCCGCUCACUCGGACGCGGAUAUCGACCGCUGCGUCAGUGGCUUCAUACAGGUUGGGAGGAAGCAUGGAGUGGUGCCUUAAAGACAGAGGUGGUACAGGAACUGCAGGAAGAGGGGUGGUUGACAGAAACUACAUAAGGACUGUUACCUACAUAGACAAGUGACUGACUGUUACGUAGCAGUGAAUCGAUCAGUCUCAGUCUGUCUUGAUUUUCCCACUGGUAAAUGAAGAUGUGUAAUCAUUGUAACGCAGUUUAUUAAAAUUGUAAAGCUCCUCUGUU